CAGUUAUGGAUGAUUCUACCGGAGUGAAUGGAUUGAAGUUAUAGACCAUGCAAACUGUUAUCACAUUGUAUUGGUUGCAACUCUGUCUUCUGCUGUUCUGCCUCAACUCCUUACAGCCAUCUUCAGCAUUCAUUCGUCUGCCAUCACUGAAAAGUUGGCGGAAUGAAUUUGCAACGACGAAACAGGCAGAGAGGCAGGUUGCCAUAGUCUCAGUCGCCUUGCGAAGUCCAAUAUUGCUAUCACCAGUCAUCUCAGACACACCUUCUUCUUUUCACCGCCAUGGAAGGAGCGGCGGUGUGCGGUUAAGCAUGACAUGGUCUCUGGAUAGAGAUGGGAUCCCCGAACUGCUCUACAGGGCAAAGAACGAGACCAAAAUCUCCGAUGAAAUCUUCGCAAUGACAGGUGAAAGGCACGGGAUUGUCAAAGACCUUGGCCUUUACAAUGGGACUCGUCUUGUAAUCAAGAACAACGGAAAUGGUCCUGUGCUGAGCUAUGGAAAGUCACUGUUUAUCAUCCCAGAGAGUUGGCGUGACAGGACGGAAGGAUGCUCGCGAGAUUAUCUGAUCAAUUGGAUGGAGAAGAAAAUCUCUUCCUGUCGUUCAGUGCGGAUCUCCGGCCUUCCUGCCAACCUUGACAUCGACGAUUUUGCUGAGAGACUGAGUAAGGAGUUUGACAUUGGAGAUCGAGAGCGUUCCUUGCAUGCUGUUCGAAACAAUGCUGGGGUAUUCACGGGGAUCCUGCUGGUAGAGACGAAGGAUGCAUCUUGUGCCGAUCGGCUUUGCGCGUCUCUGGACAAGACGUUUGUUCAAGGGCGGAUCGUCAACGCCCACAAGCACUAUCACUUGUCGAGGAGGAAGACAUCGAGAGAGGUCGCUAUCGAACUGGAAGAAGGGUUCAGCAUGUUGCGACCGGAUGUCUCACGUCGAGGGUUUUUGCUUGACCAAUUUCAGUCAAACGCACAAGUCGAUCAAAUCCUCGACGCUGCUGACGUCUCUGCCAAGACUGUUUGCAAGAUCAUCAGUGACUUCGGGAAGAGGAAGAACAUAGGCAAGGCCAUGGCAGUGUUCAUUUGGAUUGAGAGAAGUAAGUUGGAUCCGAACCUCUUCCACUUCAACGCCAUCAUCAGCGCAUGUGAAAAGUCAGGGUACUGGUACACUGCGCUCCUCCUCCUCGCCGAAGUCCGCACCAGGAGAAUUCGACCAGAUACCAUCACAUACAGCACGCUGAUCAGCGCAUGCGGGAAGGGGAAGCGAAGUGAUCUGGCACUGCAGCUCUUUGAGGAAAUGAAGAAGAACAGCUUGAUGUCAGCAUAUGCCACAGCCGGCAACAUCCACAAGACGCGAGAGGUUUUUGACAGUUGCAAGGAGAAAUCUCCUGCUCUCCUCCUAGCAUUCUACCACGAGCUCAUACGAUCCUGUCACAACGAGGGCGACUACAAAACAGCCAUCUCCUACUUAGAACAAUUCGAGCGAGAGGGCGGCAAACCCAUUGAGUACACCUAUACUCUUCUCGCCUCCGUCUGCAACCAGGCUAACCGACCAGAUCUAGCCGACAAGAAGUAUCCAAGAUGA
Messenger RNA from Guillardia theta CCMP2712, 1571 nucleotides. RefSeq lists its product as hypothetical. Lineage: Eukaryota; Cryptophyceae; Pyrenomonadales; Geminigeraceae. The record is from RefSeq and is a predicted model, not a curated record. Gene Ontology annotation, molecular function: protein binding; nucleic acid binding. The transcript is spliced from 25 exons. The coding region runs from base 48 to 1571 and encodes 507 amino acids.